This is a messenger RNA of Drechmeria coniospora, 1140 nucleotides long. RefSeq lists its product as uncharacterized. Gene Ontology annotation, biological process: regulation of DNA-templated transcription. Gene Ontology annotation, molecular function: DNA-binding transcription factor activity. Bases 1 to 1140 code for a protein of 379 amino acids. The transcript has 3 exons. Lineage: Eukaryota; Fungi; Ascomycota; Sordariomycetes; Hypocreales; Ophiocordycipitaceae. The record is from RefSeq and is a predicted model, not a curated record.
AUGUACGCUGAACUUGGUGACUCACACCGACCGUUGAGCGACGGAGACGGUGCCAAUACGGUGCCGUUUGCACAGUACGCCCGCGCUGCACCCUACUUGACCGUUGCUUCCUCCUCGCCUCGACAUAUUUCUCACCCUCCAACAUACACCACGAGCGGCCCUCCUCCGCAUCAUCCAUCCUCCUCUUCCCCAAGCACCUCACGAACCGAGUCGCCUUCUUCCGGCCGCAGCAGCGAAAGGCGCCCGUCCCCCCUUGGUGACGAAUCGCCGUGGUGGUCCUUGCUGUCCGCCGCAGCGUUAGUCGAGCCGGCCGAGUGCCAACUUUCCAGUCACGAUUCGUUCCAUUCGUUCGUCGGUCCGCUCGCAGCCGCCGUCGACCGUACGACGCACCCGCAGCAGCUGCUUCUCAGCCACCAAGAUAUCUAUCCUUCGCUAGAGGAGCCAUCUCUUUCUCUUCCCGCCAUCUGUGACGAACUUUGGGACUGCUUCUUAACCGCAUCGGAUAUGAGUCUCGUUGCGUCGGCACCUACCGGUACCAUGGUUCAGAACGGUACGUCAAGCCAACGCCGGUACAUGUCUGAACAGCGUGCCAACAUGGACCAUCAUGUAGCCGGCGGGCCAUCUCUUCACCAACACCAUCACGACAACAUUUCUCCCAACGGCCUUUCAAUUUUGGAUACUUUCAGCCUCGACCACCUGAUGAGUUCGCCACAUGUACAUGACGACACGACCUCGUUGAACGCCAUGGCCGAUGCCUCUACUUUGUUUGCCUCGCCCGAGCCAAUCGUACCACCAUCCACAUCUGCCACGCCCCUGUCUCUACCGCUGCCUCCCAUGCACAUCGCACAUGCUCAAAAACCGUCCGGAUCACCGUCUUCCUCGAAUGAGGGAAUCAAGGGAAACCCCAAGCAGCCGCCGGCUGUGCGCACCGAGCGAGGUGAUGUCUCGUCGCUGAAGCGCCAUCGCAACACCAUGGCCGCCCGCAAGUCCCGCCAGAAGCGCCUCGACCACAUUGCCGACCUCGAGCACACGCUAGGCGAGGUCAGCCGAGAAAGGGAUGAGUUGCGGUUGCAGUUGGCCCGGAGAGAGGCCGAAGUUGAGACGCUGAGGGAGGCGUUGAGGGGGACGUCGCGACCAUGA